CAGAGGGGAUCAUUAAUUAAAUAAAUUUUGAUCAUUAAUUAAAUAAAAUUUAUAUUAGAUUUCCAUAUAGGAAUAAUUUUACUAGAUUUAUUUUAUUUUAGAUCAAAUAUUGAUUUUGAUUGAUUGUAAAAAUUUAAAAUUGAACAAAUAUUUUGAAACAGAGUAGUUUCUUAAGAUUUCAAUUCUACACUAAAAUUUAAAUAGUUUUUCUAAAAUUACUCCACAAUCAAAGAGUAUGCUCCGAAAUGGCAAACACUUCUGUAGAAGAGUUCUUGGCUGUGGCGGUUGAUGCUGCUAAGCAAGCCGGAGAGAUCAUACGGAAUGGUUUCCACCAGAAAAAGCAAGUUGAACACAAAGGCUCGGUGGAUUUGGUAACUGAGACAGAUAAAGCUUGUGAAACCCUCAUAUUCAAUCAUCUCAAGCAACACUUCCCUACCCAUAAGUUCAUCGGAGAGGAAACGACUGCAGCUUGUGGAGCUUCUGAGCUUACAGAUGAACCUACAUGGAUAGUUGAUCCCCUUGAUGGAACCACUAACUUUGUCCAUGGGUUCCCUUUUGUGUGUGUCUCCAUUGGUCUCACAAUUGGGAAAAUUCCAACUGUUGGUGUCGUCUACAACCCGAUAAUGAAUGAGCUUUUCACAGGCAUCCAUGGGAAAGGCGCUUUUCUAAACGGAAACCCCAUCAAAGUGUCUUCCCAAGAUGAACUUGUGAAGGCGCUCCUUGUAACUGAGGCGGGAACAAAGCGCGACAAGUUAAAUGUUGACUCUUGCACUAACAGAAUCAACAAGUUGCUUUUCAAAGUGAGGUCCCUACGAAUGAGUGGCUCAUGCGCGUUGAAUCUAUGCGGCAUUGCAUGUGGAAGGAUUGAUCUUUGCUAUGAACUUGGAUUUGGUGGCCCUUGGGAUGUGGCUGCUGGUGCUGUGAUUGCCCAAGAAGCCGGUGGCGUUCUCUUUGAUCCGUCUGGGAAAGAGUUUGAUAUCACGUCGCAACGAGUAGCUGCGUCGAACCCUCUGCUGAAGGAAGCUUUCAUUGAAGCCUUGAAGCAGAUUGAAUGAUGAGUUUCUUCUUCUCUACUCAGCAGCACAUCAAGAAGAAGCACACAAACUCAAAUGUACCCAAAUAAUUAUAAUUGGUUUACAUAUUCUUUCUUCCAUGUGCUACCUAAGUUGGUAUGAUAUAAUGUGAGAUUUAGCUCGUAAUACAAUACCGAAUAUUUGAAUCUUGCAUUAGAUUUUCAGUCAUAUUGUUUCUGAAAUAUUGGUCCGAGUUUAAUUAAGUAUUCCCACCCUC
Cuscuta campestris is the source of this 1290-nucleotide messenger RNA. The record is from the annotation of a GenBank genome assembly. Lineage: Eukaryota; Viridiplantae; Streptophyta; Magnoliopsida; Solanales; Convolvulaceae.